Camelus dromedarius (Arabian camel) is the source of this 2516-nucleotide messenger RNA. RefSeq names its product matrilin 4 (gene MATN4). The transcript has 10 exons. The coding region runs from base 202 to 2196 and encodes 664 amino acids. Gene Ontology annotation, molecular function: calcium ion binding. NCBI's taxonomy places the organism in Eukaryota, Metazoa, Chordata, Mammalia, Artiodactyla, Camelidae. The record is from RefSeq and is a predicted model, not a curated record.
CGGUGGGUCGCUGUAGGAGGGAGGACAGCCGCACAGAGGCGCCUUGUGUACAAAGGGAGGAGCGGAGGUGGGAAAUGGCUUCAGUCUGCAAAGGUUCACCUGGGCUAGUCCUCGGAAUCUCACCGGCAUAGGACUGACUCCUGGCGCAGUCACUUUCUUACCAGCGCUGAACUUUUCUGAGCUUGUUUCCUCAUCUGUGCAAUGGAAACAGCAACAGUCUUAGACUCACAGAAUUGUGGAGAGGAUUCAGUGACUGCCGCAAAGCAUAAAAAGCGUUUUACACCGUGCCUGGCAUUUAGGAAAGGCUUUUUGCUUUUUAAAUUUUGUAUAUUUUUUAAUCUACUUUCUGUUUGUUUACUAUUUUGCAGUUCUGCAAAGUGGAGUUCCUUGUGUCUCCAGCAAUCUCGCCGCUCUGAUACCUCCGUUCACCGUUCCCCAAGCGCCAUGAGGGGGCUCCUACGUUCGCUGCUGCCCACGUUGCUGCUCCUUCUCCAGCCCUGGGAAACCCAGUUCCAGUUCGCAGGUCCCAGGUGCCGUACUGGGCCCCUGGAUUUGGUGUUCGUGGUUGACAGCUCGCGCAGUGUGCGCCCCUUCGAGUUCGAGACGAUGCGGCAGUUCCUGGUGGGCCUCCUCCGCAGCUUGGACGUGGGGCCCAACGCCACGCGCGUCGGCGUGAUCCAGUAUUCGAGUCAAGUGCAGAGGGUUUUCCCGCUCGGCGCCUUCUCGCGCCGCGAGGAUAUGGAGCGCGCCAUCUGGGCUUUAGUACCGCUGGCGCAGGGCACCAUGACCGGACUGGCAAUCCAGUACGCCAUGAAUGUGGCCUUCAGCGUGGGCGAGGGCGCCCGCCCGCCUGAGGAACGCGUGCCGCGCGUCGCCGUCAUCGUGACCGAUGGGCGGCCCCAGGACCGUGUGGCCGAGGUGGCGGCGCAGGCGCGCGCCCGCGGCAUCGAGAUCUACGCGGUGGGGGUGCAGCGCGCCGACGUGGGUUCCCUGCGCGCCAUGGCGUCUCCCCCGCUGGACGAGCACGUCUUCCUCGUUGAGUCCUUCGACCUUAUCCGGGAGUUUGGCCUGCAGUUCCAGGGCCGGCUGUGUCGAAAGGACCUGUGUGCUGAGGGGGGACACGGCUGCCAGCACCAAUGUGUCAGCGCCCCGGGCACAUUUCAUUGUGCCUGCAACCCUGGCUACCAGCUAGCAGCAGAUAACAAGAGCUGUUCAGCCGUUGACCACUGCAGCUUCGGGAACCACAGCUGCCAGCAUGAGUGUGUUAGCACCUUUGGUGGGCCACGGUGCCGCUGCAGAGAGGGCCACGACUUGCUGCCCGAUGGGAGGAGCUGUCAGGCCCGGGACCUCUGCAAUGGUGUAGACCACGGAUGCGAGUUCCAGUGCGUGAGCGAGGGCCUCUCCUACCGCUGCCUAUGCCCUGAGGGGCGGCAGCUCCAGGCAGAUGGCAAGAGCUGCAACCGGUGCCGGGAAGGCCACGUGGACCUGGUUCUGCUCGUCGACGGCUCCAAGAGUGUGCGUCCUCAGAACUUCGAGCUAGUGAAGCGCUUCGUGAACCAGAUCGUGGACUUCCUGGACGUGUCCCCCGAGGGCACGCGCGUGGGGCUGGUGCAGUUCUCGAGCCGCGUGCGCACCGAGUUCCCGCUGGGCCGCUACGGCACCGCGGCCGAGGUGAAGCAGGCGGUCCUGGCCGUGGAGUACAUGGAGCGUGGUACCAUGACCGGGCUGGCGCUGCGUCACAUGGUGGAGCACAGCUUCUCCGAGGCGCAGGGCGCACGGCCUCGCGCCCUCAACGUGCCCCGCGUCGGCCUGGUCUUCACCGACGGCCGGUCCCAGGAUGACAUCUCAGUGUGGGCAGCACGCGCCAAGGAGGAAGGCAUCGUCAUGUACGCCGUGGGUGUGGGGAAGGCGGUGGAGGAGGAGCUGCGAGAGAUCGCCUCAGAGCCAGCCGAGCUGCACGUGUCCUACUCCCCCGACUUCAGCACCAUGACGCACCUGCUGGAGAACCUCAAAGGCAGCAUCUGCCCGGAGGAGGGCAUCAGUGCUGGGACAGAGCUUCGGAGCCCGUGCGAAUGCGAAAGCCUCUUGGAGUUCCAGGGCCACACGCUGGGGACGCUCGAGAGUCUGUCGCAGAAACUGGCCCAGAUGACGGCGCGCCUGGAGGAUCUGGAGAACCAGCUGGCCACCCACAAGUGAGGGCCGCGGGUGGCCCGGACCCGGGCAGGGGGCGCGGCCCCGCGGACUGGGCCCCCCUCGUGCGCCGUCGGGGCGCCGGGGCCGGGCGGGAUCUGAGCCCCUCGGGCUUGGGCUGUCGGGGGAGGAGGCGCUGGCGGGCUCCCAGCGCUGCGCUUGAGCUGGCCUCGCCUGGACCAGAAGCCUGACUGCGGGGGUUGGGGGUGGGGAAUGGGGACCGAGGGACGCGUGCUGCGCUCAGUUCUUUGUUGGAUUUCUUUUUUUUUUGUUUGUUUUCUUUUUCUUAAAAAAAAAACAAAAACACAAAAACUGCUUUCCACGGA